Messenger RNA from Oryctolagus cuniculus (rabbit), 2585 nucleotides. RefSeq names its product F-box and leucine rich repeat protein 4 (gene FBXL4). The record is from RefSeq and is a predicted model, not a curated record. NCBI's taxonomy places the organism in Eukaryota, Metazoa, Chordata, Mammalia, Lagomorpha, Leporidae. Gene Ontology annotation, cellular component: SCF ubiquitin ligase complex. Gene Ontology annotation, biological process: SCF-dependent proteasomal ubiquitin-dependent protein catabolic process. Gene Ontology annotation, molecular function: protein binding.
UGCGCGUCUUCCUUCCGGGUCGCGCUGGGCCGGGCUCGCCGCUGUGUUGCCGCAGCUCCAGAGUCUGGGAGUCGCCCCCGCGCCAGGGCCUUUCCGCGCCGCCUGGUCGCUGCUGAGGCCCGCGGCGCGCGCCUCUCCCGGACCCUACAGGGUAAAAGGAUGUUAUGCUUCAGCAUUUUCACCUGAAAUCGGCCUGUAGAUUUCAGGCCACAUGGAUGGUUGCCAACUUUUGCAUUUCCCAAGUGCGUCCUGUGACCAUUCUCUCUGGGAACAUCCUUCAAAGAGUUCAUGCGUCUUACAGAGGACACCUGACCUUUUGAAGCUUCAUAAUUCACAUCUUUGAUGUCACCAGUCUUUCCCAUGUUAACAGUUCUGACUAUGUUUUAUUAUCUAUGCCUUCGGCGCCGAGCCAGGACAGCUACAAGAGGGGAAAUGAUGAACAGCCAUAGAACUAUAGCAUCAAACAGCCGGACUUCACCUCUCAACGCAGAGGUGGUCCAAUAUGCCAAAGAAGUAGUGGACUUCAGUUCCCAUUAUGGAAGUGAGAAUAGUAUGUCCUAUACCAUGUGGAAUUUGGCAGGCGUUCCAAAUGUAUUCCCAAGUUCUGGUGACUUUACUCAGACAGCUGUGUUUCGAACAUACGGAACUUGGUGGGACCAGUGUCCCAGUGCUUCCUUGCCAUUCAAGAGGACACCACCUAAUUUUCAGAGCCAGGACUAUGUGGAACUAACUUUUGAACAGCAGGUGUAUCCUACGGCUGUUCAUGUUCUGGAAACCUAUCAUCCUGGAGCAGUCAUUAGAAUUCUGGCUUGUUCUGCAAAUCCCUAUUCCCCAAGUCCACCAGCUGAAGUAAGAUGGGAGAUUCUUUGGUCAGAGAAACCUACGAAGGUGAAUGCUUCCCAGGCUCGCCAGUUUAAACCUUGUAUUAAGCAGAUAAAUUUUCCCACAAAUCUUAUCCGACUGGAAGUAAAUAGUUCUCUUCUGGAUUAUUACACUGAAUUAGAUGCAGUUGUGCUACAUGGUCUGAAGGACAAGCCAAUGCUGUCUCUCAAGACUUCACUUAUUGACAUGAAUGAUCUAGAGGAUGAAGACUAUCCUGAAGAGGCUGGUUGUGGAAUGGACAAUCUUAACAAAAAAUUUAGCAGUGUUGCCCUCAAGGAAGGGCCAAAUAAUGGAUAUUUUGAUAAACUACCAUAUGAGCUCAUUCAACUGAUUCUGAAUCAUCUUACCCUACCAGACCUGUGUAGAUUAGCACAAACUUGCAAACUACUGAACCAGCAUUGCUGUGAUCCUCUGCAGUACAUCCACCUCAAUCUGCAACCAUACUGGGCAAAAGUAAAUGACACCUCUUUAGAAUUUCUACAGGCUCGUUGCACUCUCGUCCAGUGGCUUAAUUUAUCUUGGACUGGCAAUAGAGGCUUCAUUUCUGUUGCAGGAUUUAGCAGGUUUCUGAAGGUUUGUGGAUCUGAAUUAGUACGCCUUGAAUUAUCUUGUAGUCACUUCCUGAAUGAAACUUGCUUGGAGGUUAUUUCUGAGAUGUGUCCAAAUCUGCAGGAAUUAAACCUCUCAUCCUGUGAUAAACUACCACCUCAAGCUUUCAACCACAUUGCCAAAUUAUGCAGCCUUAAACGACUCAUUCUUUAUCGAACAAAGGUGGAGCAAACGGCACUGCUCAGCAUUUUGAACUUCUGUUCAGAGCUUCAGCACCUCAGUUUGGGCAGUUGUAUAAUGAUUGAAGACUAUGAUGUGGUAGCUAGUAUGAUUGGAGCUAAGUGUAAGAAGCUCCGGACCCUGGAUCUCUGGAGAUGUAAAAAUAUCACCGAGAAUGGAAUAGCAGAACUGGCUUCUGGGUGUCUGCUUCUGGAGGAACUCGACCUGGGCUGGUGCCCCACUCUGCAGAGCAGCACCGGCUGCUUCGCCAGACUGGCACGUCAGCUCCCAAACUUGCAAAAACUCUUUCUUACAGCCAACAGGUCUGUGUGUGACACAGACAUUGAAGAACUGGCAGGUAAUUGUACCAGAUUACGGCAACUGGACAUAUUAGGAACAAGAAUGGUGAGUCCAGCAUCCCUAAGAAAACUCCUGGAAUCUUGUAGAGAACUCGUGCUACUUGAUGUGUCCUUCUGUUCGCAGAUUGACAACAGAGCUGUGCUGGAACUGAAUGCUAGCUUUCCGAAAGUGUUCAUAAAAAAGAGCUUUACUCAGUGAUUGAAUCUAGGUUCUGUAAUAAAAUUAAUGUGCUUUUGUAGGGCUUUAUUUGGGGGGGCUUUAUUUUUUGUUUAAUUUUUAUAAUGGUAAGAAUUAAGACAUUUGUAGAUUCUAAAGAAAAAUACCAAGUUGCACAUUAAAUCAAAUAAAAAUGUAAACAAAUGUUCAGAUGUUUUCGCUAAUGUUACAAGCACUUUUCUUCAAGAAAAUGUAAAUGGCUGAUAUUAUUUUUACCUUAUGUUAAUCAGUGACUGUAUGCUUUAGUCAAUGAUUGUAUGAUUAAUGAAUAAUAUGGAAAAAUUUAACUUAUUUUUAAAGGAAUACUUUGAACAGAAAAGUAUCAUGAUAAUAUGCAAAAAUAAAGUUAAUUUUUCACA